Messenger RNA from Centruroides sculpturatus (bark scorpion), 1005 nucleotides. RefSeq lists its product as uncharacterized. The coding region runs from base 266 to 856 and encodes 196 amino acids. The transcript is spliced from 2 exons. Lineage: Eukaryota; Metazoa; Arthropoda; Arachnida; Scorpiones; Buthidae. The record is from RefSeq and is a predicted model, not a curated record.
AUCUGUAUAUAUUGUAAAUAAAACAUGUAAAUAAUGAACAAGAGGGGUUGUGAGUUAGAUGUAAUUUAAAGAGGUGAAAAUACUCACCCAAAAAAGAAUAUAAUAUGUACGGAAAAAAGAUUUUUACUGUAUAAUUAUUACAGCAUGUAGCUGAUAUUUUAAUGUUUUUUAGAAUUUAUAAUAAACUUUAAUAAAAAGAUAUAAAAGAGCGAAACGCAUUCGUCUUUUUUAGUAUCGAUGGUUCCACGCCACUUGUUAAACGGUUAUGGGAUGCGCUAGUGCCAAAGCAAAUCGUGUCACCACUACAGUCGCCCCGGUAGUGGCUGUUUGCCACAGAACCCAAACCGAAAACAUUGUCAGCAGGUUAGAACCACCUCCAGUUAUUAUAGAAGGCGAGAAACCACCUCGAAUUAACGAAUUGACAGAUACGGACAUCGACAAAGGUAUGGUUUCGAUGCAUCACCCUGGAAACGUUGUAACACGUGACGAUUUCGCUACUAUAACUAAAGAAGUACAGCUUGUGGCUCCUUCGUCCGAUAUGAACGGUAGUGCAGUCAGUAUUACGUUAACGACAGAAGGAAUUGAGGAUAUUAAAGAAGAUCAAUUCGUUAAGACACCCGUCAAAGUUGUAGUUAGAGAGAGUACCGAUUGGAUGAAACGCGUUACUUCUGUGGAAAAUGAAUUUCAGAAACUUACAGAAAGGAGCGUGGAAAAUCCCAGUGAGAUUUUUCAUUACCAACAAAAUAUUAUUAACAAUAGCAGUAGCAGUAGUAGCUCUUCGAAUUCCAUAGAGGACUUGGUUGGUAUUAAACAAGAUAUGGAAAUGAAACCCAAGAAGGAAGAAAGUAUUAACUGAUGUCAUUACAUUGGACCAAUGUAAUUUUCUUUUCUAUAGAUUCUUCUAACAUAAUUAGAUAAGAAUUUUGUUUGUACAGAAUACAAUUAUAUAUAUAUAUACAUACAUAUAUAAUAAUGUUUAUUAAUAAUAAAAAUUGUAUUUAAAUA